This is a messenger RNA of Oldenlandia corymbosa var. corymbosa, 5814 nucleotides long. Lineage: Eukaryota; Viridiplantae; Streptophyta; Magnoliopsida; Gentianales; Rubiaceae. The record is from the annotation of a GenBank genome assembly.
UGUAAAUUUAGAUUGGGUCGUGCCGAAAAAAAUGGUCUCGAAAAUUCUAACACUCAUUAUAGACUACUAAUAAUGUAAGUAUAACACUAAUGAAACGGUAGUUCAUCAACAAAAUUUCAUCAAUUUGAUUGCGAGGUCCAUAGCCCGGUGAACAAAGUCAUCAUCAGUUUACACCCUUUCUAAGAACUUCCUCAUAGUAUGUUUUUGGCAGAACUUUUGCCAAAUUUGAAGACCAAUGCCAAAUCAUACGAUAUUCAUUUCUAGUGAUUACUGGUGGUGGAUUCCAGUUCUUCCAUAUCUGCAUAUCUGUACAGCUUCUCAUUGAAAACUACUUGGGGAUCUUUAUCAAUCAAAAUACCAUCCUGCCCAUAAGCAUCCUUCAAGAAAACACACCAAUUCAUCUCAGUACCGGCAAGAUAAAACGUCCGAGGUUGCUUCAGAAGCAUCUGAUAAGUAUGUUUAGUGAGACUAAAUUCCUCCUUGAACUCCACAAUGUUAUGUAUGUAAGCCCUCUUCUCCAAUGUCAAGCUCAAGAACUCAUGAACCACUCCAACCCUGUACUUCUCAGCUUCUACAGUCCACAAAUCUAAUUUACUCCCAUCCGAAUAAGGGGAAACUAAUGGCAAAGUCAUCAACAAGUUCAACUUCCUCUCAUCAUGCUCGUCCAGUUCCAAUGCCUUGCCAUGUUUCACCCCAAAUUUGAAUGCCUUCUUCACCUUAUCUUCAUCGACCAUGAACUCCCUUUCCAAAGCACUUACUGCCAACGAAGGAUCCCAACUCACAAGCUCGAGAAUCCGUUUUCCAUCAUCCUCAAAAACAACCUUAAAAUACUGAGGAAACUUCCCAACCCAAUCUCUAAAAUCCUCCCUUAUUCCAAAUAGAUGUCUGUUAUGAUAAAUUUUACUCAAUAGCAUCCUUUUGUUGACUGACAUCAUAAGCAAUUUCCUAACGACGUUAACUCUGUCCAUUUCCAUUUCAUCCAUGAUUUUCUGCUCUUCAAGAAUCAACCUUUCCAUGAAUUCGCUGAACCCCAACCACAUCUUAUUAUCACUGUGGCGAUAAACCUCGAAUAUUAAAGGGUGGUGCUGUAUGAACUUGACUACUUUGCGGCCUCGGGGAAAUCCCAGCAGCUGAUGCAUUUUUCCGGCCUCGUCGAGGAGGAGGACUUGUUGGGGCUGUUUCAACAGGAAAUCUUUUGUUUUCAUUAAAAAUCUGUAGUGAGCGUCACGGCGAAGUAUGCUUUCAAAGUGAGGGAUGACAUUUGGCUGUGUUUGGACAAGUUUGAAGCGGGGGCUUUCCUUUUUCUUACGUUUCUUCCUGAACUUUUUGGGGAUUUUUGUCACAAGAAACGAGGUGGAGAAAUGGGAGGCGAAGAGCGAGGAGAAUACUUGGGCUUUGGGGAAAGGAUCAUAGGGGUUUAGAAGGGCUUUGAGAAGGGGAACUUUUGGAUGUGUAGUUUUUGCGGCGCUCAAAAGGAGGCGCUGCCACUGAAACAUGAUUUGCUGUCGGAAAAUGGUUGCUUUAGGCUUCGUAUGUAGUUAUCAGCCAAACAAUGACCCCCCUGGACCUGGAAAAUAAGAAGAAAAAAAAAGGACGAGUUAAAAUCUUAAAAGGGAGUUCAUGAAUAGUAUGUCUCACAAAAUUGCACCCAUGAAAGACUUAAUCCAGUGAACUUAACAGGAUAAAAAAGGAAAAAGUAUUUACAUUAAGGUACACCACUGAAGAUCAUCCAGAAAUCUGUAAUCAGAUAAGGCAUAGCUACAGAUAGGAAACAACUAACAAAGAUAAAGCGGGUUCACAAGGAUACAUAGCUUCAAAAAAUGCAGGAUCCCACCCUCAAAUUGUGAAGAAAAACCAGAUCUGCUCUAGAUUAUCCUCUUAUAUUAUACGCUUAGACAUAGCAUCUUCACAGGCAAAAGACUGAAAAUGAAACAGUGCAAGUCUAGAAACAUGGCACCUUUUAUUUGCCAUGUUAUAUGCUUGUCAUCUAUACUGCACUCCUUCCAAUCUCAUUCCAUUACCUACAACUUCUAAGAUGAAAUAAUGUAAAUCUACAUUUCAACAGGACUUUAUGCAAACUUUCAUGACGUCAUAGACUCAAAGGAUCUCGAGAGACAGUAAAGAGUACAGAAAUGGAAGGCUUCAGAGCAUAUGUUGCACUAAAGGAUUUCCACAGGACUUUAUGCAAACUCUCAUGACGUCAUAGACUCAAAGGAUCUCAAGAGACAGUAAAGAGUAGAGAAAUGGAAGGCUUCAGAGCAUAUGUUGCACUAAAGGAUUUCCACAGGACUUUAUGCAAACUCUCAUGACGUCAUAGACUCAAAGGAUCUCGAGAGACAGUAAAGAGUACAGAAAUGGAAGGCUUCAGAGCAUAUGUUGCACUAAAGGAUUUCCAGCCAAAAACAAGGUUGAAUAAGGGAUGCAAAAGACCGAAACUGAACAACAAAGAGGGAGAUAAAUAACCGCACUAAACAACAGUUGCACCACUUCCCCAUUCCUCCUACUGCAUGUGGAAUCCAAAUUAACCGAGCCAACAUAAGAAUAGUAAACAAUUAGCAAGCUUCUCGUGUAAUACGAUGCUAGGAACUCAACUAAAAAGUUCACAUUUUAAUGCAGAGAAUCAGAGAAGGCCUAGAUGUACAAGGUAGUUCCAGUAGUCUGAAUCAAGUUGAAAUUCCACAAAUCAGCCAAUAACAAUUUGAAUUCAAGAAUAUUUUCAUAACUAAUCAAUGAAUCCCCAACAAAACAGCAGAAAACUAUGGCAAAUUAAGCAAAUUGACUAUUGCUCAAAUGCGAAAAAUGUGAAAUUCCGUAUGCUAAUCCGAAUCUACUUAGAUUUUUUUUCCUUCAAACGAAUAGAGCAGACAAUUGCCAAAUGAAGUACUCUCACAUCCAGAUUAUAUAUCUUCAUCUUUGGUAAAAUCAGGAAUUUCACUCAAUUAAUAACUGAGCGAAAUGCUUGUUGAUUCAGUUGCGGCAUACUGGGUUCACAAUCAAAGCCAAUUAAGACAGAUGAACAAACGACAUUUUGGUUCUCCCACAAAGAAAGAAAGAUGUAAAGGGAACAGAAAUAAAUAAAUAAAGGCGAACCCUUCAUUAAGGAACUGACGGUGAUGAAGCGGCGGCUGCUAACGCUAACCGAGAACGAACUUCCAAUGAAGAUUUGGACUUUCUUACUUCCAAGAGAGGAUUUUGAGCUUUGAAGGUGAAUGCUGGAGAAGAUGACCGGCAAAAGGGGUUUCUGAAUGAAUUUGAGCUUUUUAUAUAGUACUUAUAUAUAUAUAUAUAUACAGAUCUCGGUGUUUUUCUAUUUUUCCCCCUUUUUCUGGGGAGUUUUUAAAUGUAUUUUCGUCUGCAUGUGUACGAGAUAUUUUACGAGGCUUUUUGUUGUCAUCCUCGAACCAAAUCCUAUAAUAUUGUUCCUUUCUGGGGCCUUCUUUAUUCAUUACCUCAUCAUCUUCAAGAAUCUUUUGUUUUUGUACAUUUUCGUUUUGGAUUCAUUCAAGCCCAUUUGAAUUCCCUUAUGUUCUCCUGCUCGUUCUGGAAUCUGCAAUCUGAUUAGCUCGAGUUUUCUUGAAAUUCCAUCAAAUGUUGUCUGUGAAGUGGCCAGUGAGUUGUACAUUUAGUGAGCCAAGAUACUGCAGGAACAACAUCAGCUGUAGAGCUUCAACUUCCACGGAGGAACCUGUAAAGAAGUGGAAACGUGAUGGCUUAUAUGUUGACAAACGUGGCGACUUGGUUAGGUUUAAACAUAAAAAAGUUUCCAGAAAAAAGGGGGGUUCUUUGAGAGGCAGAGGAUGGCAGUAUGGAUCUGGAUUUGUUGAUGGUAUCUUUCCUGUAUUAAGUCCAGUCGCUGAGAAGAUCUUGAACUUUGUGCGAAGGGAAUCAGAUGUUUAUAGAGUUUGGAGUUCCUUAGAUGCUCUACCUAUAAAUGCUAAUACAUGGGAUGACCUAAUUAAUGUGUGUGUUCAGCUGCGUCUCAAUAAACGAUGGGAUCCCAUUAUACAGAUGUGUGAAUGGAUAAUGUACAAGAGUUCUUUCCAGCCUGAUGUCAUUAUCUAUAAUUUGCUUAUAGAUGCUUACGGGCAGAGAUCAGACCUUAAGAAGGCAGAAUCUGUCUAUCUAGAGCUCCUCGAAGCUCAAUGCCUACCCACAGAAGAUACUUAUGCACUGCUAAUAAAAGCCUACUGCAAAUGUGCGCUGUUUGAGUAUGCCGAAGCUGUUCUUGCUGAGCUGCGGGAGCGAGGCCAUCCCCCUAGCACAGUAGUCUUCAAUGCUUAUAUUGAUGGUUUGAUCAAGCACAAAAAUGCAUCGAAAGCAGUUGAGAUAUUUCAAAGAAUGGAGAGAGAUCACUGCCAACCAUCGACGGACACAUAUACAAUGAUGAUCAAUUUAUAUGGGAAGGAAAACAAAUCAUAUAUGGCCUUAAAGUUGUUCAAUGAAAUGAGAAGUAAAAAGUGUCAUCCUAACAUUUGUACUUACACGGCACUGGUGAAUGCAUUUGCCAGAGAUGGACUGUGCGAAAAAGCAGAAGAAAUUUUUGAACUUCUACAAGAAGCUGGUUAUGAGCCUGAUGUGUACGCCUACAACGCUCUCAUGGAGGCCUACAGCCGUGCUGGUAUUCCUAAUGGUGCUGCAGAGAUCUUUUCGCUUAUGAAGCAUAUGGAAUGUGAACCGGAUAGGGCCUCAUACAACAUUAUGGUGGAUGCAUACGGGAGAGCUGGUCUUCAUGAAGGUAAAGUUCUAAAUCCAAAAGCCACGUUACGUUCAGUGAAGUCACCUGUUUUCAAAGGGUUAAUUGUUUUCAUUUUCGUCUUUGUUGUGUCUGAAACUAGUACGGUCGUUUCUGUAUUUGCUAAAUGAUGUGUAUUCAGCCACAGAGAAAUAUGACACAUAUUUGCUUUCUUCCUUAAGAUUACUGUUCAGUGCACUUGUCCUGAAAGCAAAGAUGUAUGUCUUAUCUAGGGAUCCAAACCCCUUUUCAAAUAUUUUGCUGCUGUAGAUGUCUGAGAGGACACAACACCUAUCUUUUGUGUCAUGGAGAUAUACACAUUGGGUUUGUUUGUAUGUUCUUUGGUAUUUUUGCACCCCACUAUUGUGAUUCUGGAGUUCAUGGUACACUUGUUUCCUAAUUGUUUCAACAACUGAGAUGUUUUUUUUUGGUUCUUCAUUGUUUCUGCAAUAGAUGCAGAAGCUGUUUUCGAAGAAAUGAAGCGACUAAGAAUCUCACCAACCAUGAAGUCAUACAUGCUACUUAUUUCGGCCUAUACAAAAGCCGGAAAUGUGCAAAAGUGUGAGGAAAUCCUUGAUGACUUGCAGAAGUCCGGACUCAAACCAGACACGUACGUAUUCAACAGUAUGCUUAAUCUGUAUGGUAAACUAGGCCAGUUUCAGAAAAUGGAAGAAGUCCUGGAAGCCAUGUCAAUUGGUCCAUGUCCAGCCGAUAUCAGCACUUACAACAUUCUGAUAAACGCCUACGGUAGAGCUGGAUUCUUUGAGAAAAUGGAGGAACUUUUCUCGUCGCUUCGCGGGAAGAACUUCACACCAGAUGUUGUGACCUGGACAUCCAGACUAGGAGCUUACUCCAGGAAGAAAAUGUACAAAAGAUGUUUGGAAAUUUUCGAGGAGAUGAUCGACAGUGGGUGUUAUCCAGAUGGAGGAACAGCCAAAGUGCUGCUUUCGUCUUGUUCAACUGAAGAUCAGGUUGAGCAAGUCACCAAUGUAAUCAGAACAAUUCAUAAAGGUGACUCAUCUGUAUAACUUGCAUAAUUUACUCAAUUCUUUCUGUUUGUUAUACAUAGAAGUAGAACUUGG